CGUACGCAUGCGCACUAAAGAAAAAUUAGUACGAGAGGGAAUGGGAACCAGAGUGAAAGUCAAAACAAAAUGGACGACGAGGAGAUUUUUCUAUACCUCUCUUUAAUAAUAUUAGUACGCCUUUUUCGUGACAAAAUAAAGCGAAAAAGCAGAAGACCGAAAAGAUUUUGGAUUAGAGACAUUUAUCGUCACAGAAGGAGACAAGGAGAGUUUAAUAAUCUAGUCAGGGAAUUACGGUUUGGCGAUAGAGAGAUGUACUUCAGGUACAUGAGAAUGUCCCCUGAGAAUUUUGAUUAUUUGCUGUCAAUAGUGGGUCCACACAUUAGAAAAAAUACAACUAGAAUGAGGCAAGCUAUCGAACCUGCAGAAAGACUUGCAUUAACUAUCAGAUAUUUAGCCUCUGGGAACUCACAACAAAGCAUGUCCUUUGCAUACAGAAUUGGAAGGACAACUGUUAGCAAUAUCAUACAAGAUACCUGCUUGGCCAUCUGGGAUGCUCUUAGUGAAACGUAUUUGAGACCACCAAGUACAUCUGAAGAUUGGAAACAUAUCGAAGAAGACUUUAGUAGCAUCUGGAAUAUGCCCCAUUGUGUGGGGGCUAUAGAUGGAAAACACAUAGCCAUUGAAUGUCCAGGAAACACAGGAUCACUCUAUUAUAAUUACAAAGGCUUUUACUCAAUCGUAUUGAUGGCUGUUUGUGAUGCUCAUUAUGUGUUUUCACUUGUUAAUGUUGGUGACUAUGGAAGCAAUAACGAUAGUGGGGUACUACAAAAUUCCCCAAUAGGAAAAGGUCUGGAAAACAACACCUUGGGAAUACCAGAUCCAGAACCACUGGAUGGCUGUAAUAUUCAACAGCUUCCAUACUUUUUGGUAGGAGACGAGAUUUUUGGUUUGAAAACAUGGAUGCAGCGGCCAUACCCAGGACGUGGUAUUUCAGAGAGCCAAAGGAUAUUUAACUAUCGCUUAUCCCGAGCCAGACGUGUCAUAGAAAAUACCUUUGGCAUCCUAAGGGCUAGGUGGGGAAUUUUUGCUCAUGCAAUUAAUGCUUCAGUUGAAACUGCAAUGUCAAUCACAAAAGCAGCAGUGUGCUUACACAAUUUUCUCAGACAAACCGAAAGUGCAGGAUACUGUCCCAAUGGCUUCUGUGACAGCGAAGACAGCAGUGGGAAAAUCAAGCCUGGGCAGUGGAGGAAAGAGGUACCAAGAGAAGGCAGUGGAGCUAUGAGCCACAUGGCCACUUUAARGGGUAGGAGACAGUCCAAUUCUGCAAUUGAAGUACGAAAUGCCUUGAAGGAUUAUUUCUUAUCUGACAAAGGUCAAGUGCCAUGGCAGUGGGACUAUGUACGAAGUAGGGGACCAACAUACUAGCCUACUAGCCUCGAUCCUACAACCUGAAUUCAGAGUCUAUGAUUAUUGUUAAAUGAAUUUAGAGUCUGUUAUUAGUCAUCAUCAAAUUUGUUUUUUUUUAUGAAUAUUGUCAUUGCAUACUGGGUCAGGUAGAAGGGACAAGCUACUAACAUAUUCACAAUGGGCUGUACCUUAACAAUAUCACCAGCCCCCCUGUGACAUAAUAAACAGUCUCUAAGGGACAGUUCAUUUGAUAUGACGAAGGGGGAAUGAAAAGGGGACCUGAUAUUUUA
Molecule: messenger RNA, 1640 nt
Organism: Actinia tenebrosa (Australian red waratah sea anemone)
Lineage: Eukaryota; Metazoa; Cnidaria; Anthozoa; Actiniaria; Actiniidae
Product: putative nuclease HARBI1
Source: RefSeq, a predicted model, not a curated record